This is a messenger RNA of Mytilus californianus (California mussel), 3242 nucleotides long. RefSeq lists its product as uncharacterized. NCBI's taxonomy places the organism in Eukaryota, Metazoa, Mollusca, Bivalvia, Mytilida, Mytilidae. The coding region runs from base 1 to 1344 and encodes 447 amino acids. The record is from RefSeq and is a predicted model, not a curated record. The transcript has 7 exons.
AUGGAAUGGAUUAAGGAGUUUGCUAAUCAAGCUUCUGAUGUUGAUUCUCCAGAAGAUUCAACGCAUGAAGACAUAAUAGAUGAUGAUGACCAUAGUAAUGAUAGAGGAGGGAAUGGUAAUUCUACCUACCAGCAGUCUUUGACUAGGAAGCAGGCCAUGAGUGCCUAUUUGAAUGGGGAACUUGCAAAUGAGCUGCGGCAAAGAAAUAUGUCUUCAACAUUAGGAAUGACCAAUAAGAUGUCAAGAGAACUUGUGAUGCAGGAGAUAGACAAGAUGCGAAGACAAGAGCAUUAUCCCCAUGACCCAAAGCAUUGUACUGAUGAAUGCAAGAAAAAAGGUUGUGAAAACUUGAGAGUUAUUGAUGGGUGCUGGAAAGUUUGCAUGCCCCAUUGUAUGUUUGCCAUGGAGAUGGAAGUUCAGGGAUUCCCCCUUUUGAAUUUCCCAAAUGUGUGCACGUCUGAACCGAAACCUGGAUCUGUGUUUUGUGCAGACCACUACCAAAUUCUGAAAGACAAGAACAUACCCACACAGAAAGAAGAUUUUCUUCAAUUCAUAGGAUGUAAGAAGAAUCCCAGUUCAACAGAAGACAUCAAGGCCGUUGAUGAUAAGAUAAAGGACUUUUCAAAGCAGUUAGCAUCAUCAACAGUAGGGGUGUCAUCUCUGAAAUACCAGAACACAGAACAAAUUGUUAGCAAGGUGAGCCCUUCGGACUGGCAAUCAACCUCAACAGAUACUGUAUGCAACAAAGACACUGGUGAAAAGGCACGGCUAAGACAAAGGAGCAGGGGCCAUUUCGUAUGUGUGACCGGAGGAGGGCACAUUCAAUAUUUUGAGCCUUUAUUCAAGUCAGAAGGACCGUGCCAGGUAUUCAUGAUUACCAUAAGAAGUUUGUUGCUGGAGCUGAGUACAGUGCCAGAAGAUCAGCUUGAGGCAAGAAUGGAGUCUUUAAUUUUAGCAUACGACAACAUGUGCCACCUUGACUGCAUCAAAGCAGCUAAAGAAGACUUGCCAUUUCCCGCCCCUCUUAACAAGCUAUGGAAGACCAUUAAGAAGGUUGUUGACCGGUUACAUCUCCAAAACCACAAGGAUGCCCGGUGUAAAGUGACCUAUGAUCCGUCAACAAUCCCGGAAAGCUACAAUACCAUGAUAGCUGAGCAGACCUUUUCUUGGUUUUCCCGGUUUAAAAAAAUCGCCAAUUCGAUGACACAAACCCACCAUCUGUUCUAUAUUCACAGACAAAUUCAGAGGCGUAAUAAGUACUCUGGAUCAUGUCGUCUGCGUGGUAAGGCACCACUUUUACCCGGGAUCAAUAUUACUUUGCAGAAGAAAGCUAUUAAAGACUGAUGAACUGUGUUAAUGGAUACAAUUUUGUAAAUAAUGUCAAUUUGUUGAAGGCUUUAUUUAUUGAGGGCAUAUCCAGUAGUUCUUUUUUAGAUAUGUUUUCCAGAUUGUUAACAAAAUUCAAAUACCAUAAUGAAUUUGUAUUUAUUACUUCACUUGUUUUAUGUACAACAGAACAACACCAUUUACAAGUACUUGGUGAUUUCCUUUUUUGUUAAUGAAAAUUUUAAAUCUUAAAUUCAUCAAGUAAAUAAGACAUCUUGAGAAAUAUUUAAAUAUUUAGCAUAUAUCAUGGAGAAACAGCAAUAAAGUGUUGAAUUUCGGACAAUCUAAUAAUUAAGAUUUGAACCAUGAUACUGUUAAUAUUGCAUUCUGAAACGGAACCUAAACUUGAGGCUGUAUUUGUUAAACAAGAAUUAUCUGUUGAUCUUUCAAAGUCUUUUCUUUUGAUAUUGUGACACAUCAAAUUCCCAAAUAAAUAAUUAAGUUAAAAAUGUAAAAACAAAUGAAAUGAGUAUUAUUUUAUUUACUUUUAUUACGUUAUCAAAUUUACACCAUUUUUCAACUAGACAAAAGGUCCCUUACCAAUAUAUCUUAUAACAAAAUAUUAUUAUAUUUGCUUCAAACCAAGUAUAAUGAUAAAUAAGUGUCUGAGUAACAGUCAGAGAAUAUUGUUGGAUAUGGCCUUCACAAAAUACUAUAGUGCAAUUGUUGAGGUAUAUAAGCAUGUAAUGGUAACUUGAGUUUUAAGUCACUUCGGUUAAUACUCAUAUAGACUGUCUUCCUCUUUCAUAUCAGAAUGUCUUAAUAUAAGAAAUAGUGAAGUAAUAUGAUACAUCAAUAUGUAACUUUUCAUUCUAUCAUGACAUGUUAUCAUGUAACUUUUUAUUCUACCAUGUCAAUUAAUAUAAUUAUAUGUAUGCAAUAGGUCUUUAAACCAUUUAUUGUUAAUGAGUUUGUGCGAAUAAAAAUAUUUUUAUUUGUAUAUCCCAACAUGCUGUAUUUCCUAGUGCAGAUAAAUAAUGUAAGUGGUAGAGUUAAGUCCCUUAUACAUUCAUGAAAUAAAUGAUUGCCUUUUUAUUCUAAAAUUUGCUUGUAAGCCUUGCUUUAAUAGCUCUAGUGAAAGUGUUCGUCUUUGCGGUUGUAUGAUCAACUAGUUAUUUUGAGGGAUAUUGAAAAUAUGACAUCCAACUGCAUCUCAAUCACAUGCCUCAAUGCAUCACUAGUUUAAGGCAAGGCCCAUCUGUUGGUUCAUUCAAAAUAUGAUACCCAUAUAUUUGAGAAGUGAAAUGUAUGUAAUCACACAGAUAUAAAAGGAAAUUGCAUAAAUAUUUUUUUUUUGUACAUUUUGUAAGUACUGGUAGUUUUAAUGCAGUUCUUUUAAGUGUAGGUGCAUGUUUUAAUUAACUGAUAGAUGACUUUUAAUGAAUGAAUGAACUAGAUUCGAUCUUUACUAUAAAAUGUUCUGAUAUAAUACAUGUACUACUAUGAACAAUUCAUAUAUUUAUAUAAGAUUAAUCACCAAUUGUUCACUUAGGCUAAACUGAAGGACUGACCUGUGUAAAAAAAAAUGAAAGGUUUAACUUAACAUGAGCUUGUACAGUGAUAGCAUUGCUGGGUGUGAAAUUAUCAUUUAAUAAGGAGAUUGUAUUACUUUUUAUGAAUUUUUAAUUUACCAUUACCAUUACCAUAUCUGGAUAUUGAGUUCAACGGGCUAAUACCAAUUUUGUAACAAAUGCUGAAUAAAAAUGUGUGGUAUAUUAACCAGAAGUAUACUGAACAUCCUGAUUUUUCUUUAAUUAGUAAUGUUAGAAGCAGUCCUAAUAUGCAGAUUUUUAUGAUGAUUUUAUAAAAGAUGCUUUAAUCUGCAAAUACAAAUAACAUUCUUCCUCAAUGUAAAU